GACAAGGUUCUUCAUUCUGAGGACAAGGUUCCUCACUCUGAGGACAAGGUUCUUCGCUCUGAAGACAAAGUUCUUCACUCUGAGGACAAGGUUCUUCACUCUGAUGACAAUGUUCUUCAUUCUGAGGAAAAGGUUCCUCACUCUGAGGACAAGGUUCUUCGCUCUGAGGACAAGGUUCUUCACUCUGAGGACAAGGUUCUUCACUCUGAGGACAAGGUUCUUCACUCUGAGGUCUAG
Paramuricea clavata is the source of this 237-nucleotide messenger RNA. The record is from the annotation of a GenBank genome assembly. Lineage: Eukaryota; Metazoa; Cnidaria; Anthozoa; Malacalcyonacea; Plexauridae.